GGGGUGCAGCGGGCGCGGGGCGAGGCGGGCCCGGGCCGGGGCGGGCGGCGGCGGCGGGGCCGCCCCGCAGCGAGGCGGAGCCGGCGGCCGCGCCCGACGGGGAGCGCGGCGGGGCGCGGAGCUGCCCCGGAGGAUGGGGCGGGCGGCGGCAGGCGCUGGGCUGGGGACUGUGUCUAUGUGGGGAAGCCUCCUGCUUGCUGCCAGCUUUGCCCUCGACCCAGCAGCGCAAAGCUGCAACUGCACGGAGCCCAUGGACUUCCAGGCUUUUCGGGAGGCUCCGCUUCCCGAGAGCUGCUGCCUCAACUUCACCAGCUCCAAUAUCACCCACCUGGACUGGGAAGUACUGGUAGGGGUGCGGGGGCUGCGGGAGCUUUACCUCUCACACUGCAGCAUCACAGCCAUCAGAAAUGCACAGGGAAUCCCCCCUGCCUUGGAGAUAUUGGACUUAAGUCACAACCUGCUAGAAAGUCUCCCGGGAAGCUUUCUGGAAGAUGCCCCUAGUUUGAGGGUCCUUCAUCUGGACAGCAACCAGCUCCAGGAGCUGCCCAGGUCCUUCCUGAAAGCAUCGACCCAGAUCCAGGAGGUCUACCUGGGCUUCAACGCCCUGACCUUUCUUCCCGCCAGCCUCCUGAAGCCAUCUCUGCUCCAUCUCCAGCUCUCCAACAACAGCUGGCACUGCAGCUGUGCUUUGCUCAGCAACCUGGAGGGUUGGCCCAGCCUGGCCACUGAGGUUAUCUGCCACGCACCAGAGCGGUAUCAUGGUGUGGAUCUCCAGAGCAUCUCCCGGGAUGAGCUGUGUCACUCGCACAGCCUCAUUGCCCUCUUCAUCUGCCUGCCCCCUCUCCUCAUCCUUGCUAGUGUCACCUGGUGCUUCUGCAGGCAGAAGAGAAAGACCAACUACAGCAUCCAGAGCAGGUCCCAAAGCCACCCAGCCAUGGCCGAGAGGGGCAAUGCACCGGUGCCUGCAGAGCCCCACCACUAUGUCCCCUAUGAGCUGCCUGCUGCCCCCUCUGGGAUUGAGAAGAAGGUCCUGCUCCAGCCCUCCAUGGACUUGCUGGAAAGCAGCAGGGACCUCUACGAGGAGGUGGAGAUCCGAGUGGGAUCCCCUAGCAGUUCCCAAGUGCCGGUUCAUGAAAGGCAGCAGGGCACAGAGCUGAGCAGGCAGCAGGACACCCCAACACCAAGGGCAGAGGAGCUGGGGGGCAGCGAGCCAGAGGUGGACGCUGUCAGCGUGAGCGAAGUGCUGAAGGACUCUGCUGACCGGGAGAAGAUGUACAUGAGUCAGUCAACCAACUAUUACAACUUGGUACCCGGCAUUGAGCUGGAGGACUCAGACAACCUGGAGUAUGAGAACAUCGACCUGCACUGACGCCAGGACUCAGGCUGUAUCGGGGGCACUCCAGGAGGGUGGCAGAAGCCAGGCAGUAGCCAGAGCUGGCAGAGCAGGAGAGGCACGAGCUGUCCUGCUGCGGCUUGCAGUGGCUGUUUGCAAAGCUGCACCCCCAAAUUCCCAUCCUUUCCCCUGCGCUACCACAUGCAUCGCUCACUUGCCACAUGCUGCAGCUGGACAAGGGGUGUAAGGGUCCUUUGGGCACUGGGGACCAUGCUGCAGCCUGGCAGUGUUUGGGGACACAUGGAUUGGCAGUGUCUGAAGAAGGAUGUGGAGAGGAGGUGGGAGCUGGUUUUGGGGACCUGGUGACAAUACUGUGUGUGCCAGACCCACUGACCAGGGUGUCCAUCCUCUCUUGCUGGAGCCAGAUGGCAUCUGGCACAGAGCUGCUGCUCCCCAGCCCCCAGAGAACAGGGUCUGGGCACGUGAAACAGGGCUGGCUCUGGCUGUGUGGUCUUCAGGGGGCUGCAUGCGGAUGGGGUGCCCUGGGCUUGGCAGUGGGAGGCUGAGUUGGCCCUGCCUUCUCCCCACCACACAUCCCAUUGUGUUCCACCGCAUGGCAUGGGGAAUUGAAAGAGCGAGUGCAUGUGUGCUGCUGCACACAUGAUUGUGCAUGCACACAUGUGUGUGAGGACUGUGCACGGGUGGGUGUGAGCAGGUGUGCAAGGCACAGACACCCAUGGGGAGGCACUGGAUGGCGUCCCUUGCAGCCUCCCCUACCUGAUGUGCUACAAAACCCUGUAAGAUCAAGCUCUCAAUAAGAAAUAAAUCAUUUUACUUCUGGUA
Molecule: messenger RNA, 2176 nt
Organism: Columba livia (rock pigeon)
Lineage: Eukaryota; Metazoa; Chordata; Aves; Columbiformes; Columbidae
Product: leucine-rich repeat-containing protein 24
Exons: 2
Coding region: 134-1369 (411 amino acids)
Cellular component (GO): extracellular matrix
Molecular function (GO): protein binding
Source: RefSeq, a predicted model, not a curated record